Molecule: messenger RNA, 768 nt
Organism: Ramularia collo-cygni
Lineage: Eukaryota; Fungi; Ascomycota; Dothideomycetes; Mycosphaerellales; Mycosphaerellaceae
Exons: 2
Coding region: 1-768 (255 amino acids)
Biological process (GO): triglyceride catabolic process
Molecular function (GO): triacylglycerol lipase activity
Source: RefSeq, a predicted model, not a curated record
AUGGCCUCGAAAGUGGACGCGCUCAUCAACACCGUCAAGUCCAAGCUUGCGGCGGGCGGGAACAUCUACUACGUCGGGUAUGCCAAGUUCUUCGACGAUACAGACAGUACCUGCGACAAGGUAUCGUGGCAUCUUUGGUGGAAUUAUUUCUACAGAGAGUAUCUCACACAAGCUCGCCGCAAGGCCAUGAACGAAGUCGUUGACAUCAUGAACGAUGCACUGCGAGCCGCCGUGCAACGAGGCGGGCCUCAGGUUCACUUCGUGGACUUUGAUCGAUAUGUCGGCAUCGUAGGCGGCAGAUUCUGCGAACCUGGUCAAGACGAAAGCAAGAAACGUGGAGCCAAUCGACGAGAUCUGUUCUUUUACCAGAUGCAUACGGUUGAUCAGCCCUGGAUACCUCACGAUGAACUGAGACGUCGAGACGAUAAACCAUCAACACCCGAAUCCGGGAGCCCCUUGAACGAGCUGUACGGCGCCUUGAUCCAAGCGACCAUUGACGAAAAUCCCCUGGUGGCUCUCGAGGACGACAAUGCAUCUAAUGAUCUCCAAGCUGAAGUCGAUGAAUUAGAACCUCGGAGUGAACCUCUGCGGCGCGAUUCAACGACCGAGCAACAGCGCGACAUUUCCUCAUCAUACGGCUCUAUCCAAGUUCGGAAGGAUGGCAUGGCAAAUCCAUCGUGGAACAAGACCAUUGGUCUCCAAAACUUCCCAACCGCCACGGCUCCCGCUUCGCCCCCGAGGAACCAACAGUCGCAUGUAUCACAAUGA